ACCGCUGUUGUCAACGGGCAAACCAAAGCGGUGAAUGCAUCACCGCGGUUGACGGCCGCGGUGAAUGCCUGACGUAACACUGAAACUUAAAACAAACGUAACUUUGCGCUCGGUUAUCCGAUUCUAGCGAAACUUUUUUUGAUUCCAUAUAACUUUUCAAGAUCUUUCAAUCUGAAGAAAGAUUUAAUCUCAAAAAAAUGUCAUUUGUUACCCCGAACGAGCAAUUUUUCGAUUUUGCCAAACUUUAGAAGACCAUAACUUUUAGCUCGUCAAUCCGAACGUCGUAAAGUUUUUUUUUAUUGCGCAUAACUUUUUAAGAAAUACAACGUUUACUAGGAAAGAAUUUAAAAAAAAAGAAAUGUUUUUGGGUAUACGGGAUUUUGGCAAUAACUUUGCCUUUACUUUUCACAAAUCCACAUACUUUCCAAAAUUAUAGUUAUAAUAAAAGUUGUAGUACUUCAAAAGUUAUGCAAAAUCAAAAAAAGUUUCAUGACAUUCGGAUUGUGGAGCACAAAGUUAUGGUCUUCCAAAGUUUGUCAAAAUCGAAAAAUUGCUCGUUCGGGGUAGCAAACGAAUUUUUUUUGGGAUGAAGGUUUGUUGCAGAUUGAAAGAUCUUGAAAAGUUAUGUGGAAUAAAAAAAAUUCGCUACAAUCGGAUAACCGAGCGCAAAGUUACGUUUGUUUGAAACCGCGGUGAUGCAUUCACCGCUUUGGUCUGCCGCGGUGAAUGCAAUCACUGCGGUUGACAACAGCGGUGAUGCCCAAACAUGUGUAUUUUGGGAAAUUUUUUUAUAACGUGUGUAUUUUGGGAUUUUUUUUUAAAACAUGUGUAUUUUAGGAUUUUUUCCCUUAGUUCGUUCUGUUGUCUCUAGGGAUGGCAAAAAUAUCCGUAACCGUGGAUAUCCACCUGAACCCGGCCUAAUCGGGUAGGGUAAAACCCGAACCCGAAGGACAUUUAGUGGGUACGGGUAAAAGCUGAACCCGAAUAUUGCGGGUAAUGGGUGGGCAUGGGUUUCUCAGUAUCCAACCCGAACCCGCCCGAUUAUACACAUAUAUAUGUAUUUUAUCUAUAAAUAGUCAUUAUUUUUCUCUAACAUAUUUUAUAUUUAGCAUAUAAAUAUAAUAUUUUCAUGAAAUUGUGUUGUUUUAAUUAAUUUUCUUCAUUCUAGUGAAUUAUUGUCAUACUUUUCCUCUUGCGUAAUGUGAGAAUACGUGUAAAUGUUAACAUAUUAGUUGGAGUUAUGAAGAGAAAUCAUUACCCAUGAAUAACCGUGGAUAUCCGAAAUCCGAACGGGUAUGGGUAUGGUUUUAAUUUUCUACCCGUUUUAUAUGUGAGUAUGGGUAUGAGUAAAACCCAAACUACUUUGGGUAGGGUAAUGGAUAUGCACUAUCCGUACCCGACCCGACCCACUUGCGUUGUCUCCUCUUGCGAGUCCUGCCGUCCUGCCCUGCCCAGAGCCAAGAGAAAUGGAAGCGGCGAACAGAUUGAUAUCCGCGGCGAUGAAAGCCGCCGACAAUAACACGGUCAUAAACGCCUUCCUGGUCGGAGCCUUCGUGGCUCUCGGCCUGCGAUCAAGCUACCAGCAACGUCAACUUGAUGCUCUGGAGGCGGAGAAAGCGUCGCUGGUCAGUUCCAACAAAUCCAUGAAGAAAUCCAUGUGGGAAUGGAAACAGCAGCUCUUCGCCGAAGCCUCUGCUGGCUCGUCUUCCAUCCCUCUCGCCAGACUCCAGGCUAUUUACGGUUACUCGCCCGCGCCUCAACCAACUGGAGAACCAGUGAAGGAAGAUGCAAAGAAGGCUCGAUCUGAUUUCGUUAUCUAAACGGUAGGUAUCUGCAGCUGGGGAACUUCCUUGUACGAGAUCUUGACGGCCUCAAUGUAGCCAAAAGGACAUCUCCUCAGUUGAAGAAGCAACAGAGCACUUUGUUGAAAGAGUAUUUCUAAGUGGAUAGAAACAAGAGCAGUUCGUUAGUUUUGUUUUAUCAAAGGAAGUCUAUCAAGAAAGGUGCUGGAAUCUUUUUUUUUUUCUUUUUUUUUUCCGUCGAUGUCUGUGGACGGCUAUGAAAUUAGGAAUGUGGCUGUGUUCUUAUCAUGGAGACUUGCUGCUUUGGUCUCUUGAAUGCAGACGCCCAGUAGCUUGUUCGAAAGUAAGAGAUGGAGUGCAUGAAAAUCUGUUGUCUUGUUACCUUGAUGUUUUGUUCUGGGUGAUAGCCGGACAAGUUUUGUAGCCUAUCGUUCAUAAACAGAGCUUCGGAAUACCAGUAAAUAAUGGUGGGGAUG
Messenger RNA from Linum trigynum, 2278 nucleotides. The record is from the annotation of a GenBank genome assembly. Lineage: Eukaryota; Viridiplantae; Streptophyta; Magnoliopsida; Malpighiales; Linaceae.